GACGGGAAAAUGAAGUCCGGCUCUUUACCCGUGCAGGUUCUGGUGGGUGUUUAUAGAUCCUUCCGCCGAUAGGUACUCUUUGGCGUAAUGGGUCAUCCAAGCUCUCUCUUCCGUCUCUAUCCAUCCUCGCUUCUCCAUUAACCGCCCCGGCCGGACACCUUCUCUCCUCCGGAGUCACUGAGGGAGCAGGACGGGCCGCGGGGGGUCCGGGAAAGGGCGGGGUCACCGGUGGGGGCGCGGAGGGAGCCUGGUAACAGGAAAGCAAGAUGGCGGCUGCGUAGACUCUGGGAAGAACCGACUCUGAAGGAGGAAAACAACAAUAAUAAGAGGGCUGGCUGGGGUGGUUUACCUGCCCGUGCUCGGGGACAUGGUGGAGUUGGAGGUGUGUGGAGAUUUGGGGGGCCCUGUCCCUCACUAUUAACCAGUCACAAACCAGUGUGAACACCAGUCAAUAUGGGGUUAAUACAGGGUUAAUGGGGAAUAUGGGGUUAAUACAGGGUUAAUGGGGAAUAUGGGGCUAAUACAGGGUUAAUGGGGCUAAUACAGGGUUUAUGGGGCUAAUACAGGGUUAGUAGGGUAUAUGGGGUUAAUACAGGGUUAAUAGGGAAUAUGGGGUUAAUACAGGGUUAAUGGGUAUAUGGGGUUAAUACAGGGUUAAUAGGGAAUAUGGGGUUAAUACAGGGUUAAUAGGGAAUAUGGGGUUAAUACAGGGUUAAUGGGAAUAUGGGGUUAAUACAGGGUUAAUGGGAAUAUGGGGUUAAUACAGGGUUAAUAGGGUGGGUGAGGGUGUCUGUUAACCUGUGAUUAUGAGGAACCUCCAAAUAUUGCCUUAAAUAUAGCCUGGCCAUGUGGGGGGAGGUAAAUAUUCAUGUUUUGGUAUAAUGGAGGUCAGUACACCAGUAGUGACAGCAUGGCUGCUGUAAAUUAUCUUGGAUUGAUAUCAUCAUCAUCAAAAAAAAACAAAACCCUGUAAUCAGCAUAGGACAGACACACACGGUCUGCGUCCGGUAUUUAUAUUUACGGCCACACGUAAACAUCCAGCAAUAUUAGAGCAUGGAAGGAUUAAAACAACAAAUUUAUUGUGCGAUCAGAACCGCAUUUUCGGGGGAAAAAAAUUGCUUUGUGUUUGGUUCCAUAGAAUAAAUAUAUAUUUUUUAAUACAGGUGAGGGUAGUGAGUUUUUAAAACGCUUUGUGCUUGACCGUAUGGUACUCGGAGGAGCGAUAUAUUUUCCAUCGGUUCCGGCUGACCUAUGUAGGUAUUGGUUUCUUCCAACAGCUACGUAAUGAUAAACCAGUUCUGGUUCUACAUGGAGCGUUAUGCUUGGUGAUGUCCGUGGGUUAAUCUAAAUUUAGCCAAGGGCCAGAUGUCUGUUUAAGGCCUCCUGGCAACGAACAGGUUAAGAGUUAGUGGCCGUUCUUUCAGGAUAUUGUCGAACAUUAGGCUACGUCACAGUGUAUGAGACUGACUAGAUAGAUAAAAUUAAUAUAGAGCUUAUAAUAGCACGUAGGCAGCAGGAGGUAGUCUAUUCAAUAGGAGGAAAUGUUUUUUUGUUUUGUGUUUUGUUUCCUCUCUCUUUCUACACAAUCUGAACUCAGCCCUACUCUUAUUUAUUACGCAGGUUUGAACAUCCAGGAAGCUGCUGACCUCUUGACAUCUGUGGGAUUCUGGGUUAAUAUCGUAGAAACCAGUAUUUGCCAGGUUUGGCUAUUGGUGUCAGGGCCAUUGCCAUAUUAAAGAUCCCUCUCUACCCACACUCUGCAGAUAUUGGCUUGAAGGAUGGUGCUGUGACCAAAGUCUUUACCCCUCCCAUUGGAUUUACAAUACAUGUUUGUGUAAACGGUGACUCAGUUUAGGACAUGGAGUCUGAAGAUUUCAUUCCUCCCCCAGAAUGUCCUGUUUUUGAACCAACCUGGGAAGAAUUUGCAGAUCCAUUGGGAUAUAUUGCUAGGAUUAGGCCUAUCGCUGAGAAAUCUGGGAUAUGUAAAAUCCGCCCUCCAGUGGUGAGUAUAAUCUCUAUCUGAAACCUACAUUUGCCAUUGGGAUGGUAGAAGCCACCAUCACCCUUUAAAAUAACAGUUCAUUAUAUGAAAAUUUCCAUAUGUUAAGUCAUAUAACCUGUUUUCCACGGAAACUGGCCUAGCUAAAUAAACCAAAUGUUGCAUUUCUUUUUGUGUCCAUGACAUCAUUUCUAGUUACUCCUUGCCAAAUGUGUUGUAUGUCCCUUCCAUUUUUUUUUUGUAUUUUAAACCAAGCCUUGAAUGGAGAAAUAAUUAUUAGCAACAUGGCUCCCAGGAAGUGCUUUUGUUCCCUGCCCCCACCCAUCUUCCCUUUAGUUUUCUAAGAAUCUUCCAUUGCUCUGCUGUAAAGAAUGUAAAACUCCCACAUAUAUGGUUACACUUCGUGAUAUACGGACUUUUAUAAGUGACUUAUUUUUCUACAUUUACAUUUUUGAUUCUUUUGAGAGCCUUUGUGUCUAAUUUGUCUUUGGUUUGGAUUAAAUAUUUUUUUUUUUUUGGAAUAGUUCUUGACUCACUCCACAAAAUAUCCACCUUCUUUACUUGAUGGUGCCAUAAAUAGUGUGUGUAAAUAGGAAAUUUGGGCAGGAAGCAAGUAGCCAUUUAAUUUUUAGGCUACUUAUUUGUUGGAUUACACGUGAGAUGACAAGGCUUCUGUUGACCGUAGGAAAAAAACUGGUUGAACGAGGAGGAGCUGGACGUAACCAAACACAACUCUACCAUCCCCCCCUGUUGCCACCAAGCACUCACUCAGUGUGCAACAUGACUGCUGAGUGAGAAUCUUUUGUCUAUGCAACAGCAGGAGGGGCAGACCGAGAACUGUACUUUGGACUUUGACAUCCAGAGAGGCACAAAUAGUCCUGUCUCAUGGGUUUACUGUAGGGCUAUCUAACUACAACAAACCCAAUGGGUCUAUGAAACAUGUCUUUAUAGAGCUAGAACUGAAUGGAAAUUCAAUAAGAAUUAAACUAUCCGCAGACCAGCACAUGAACAAUAAUUUAGCCCUCCUACGAUAAUCGACUGGCAUAGAACUUUUGUACACACUCUGAAUAAAACAAACAUUAUAUGACCCACUGAGCAUUGUGCUAUGUGUUAUCGUCAGAACAUGGCAUGUUUUUGACCAUUAAAGGCCACGUUUUAAAUAUGGCCAUUUUUUUUUCUUUUUUUUUUUUGAACACUUUCCAAGCUUAAUCUGUACAUACAUGUAAAUAAAGUUGCUUUGAUUUCAUGCCUUCCACUGCUUCUACUGACUUUUUUUUAUUUUUAUUUAUUUACCCUUUUUUUUAGAUUUUUAUUUUUCUCGUUCACAAUUCUUCUUAUAAGCCCCCCCCCCCCUGUUAGUAACUAGGCAACAUUUGGUUUUGUUUUUCUUCAGUCAUUUUGUUCCCAGGAGUAUAAAAUAGAAUAGGAUGUGAUCCUGCAUUCCUCUAUGGAGUUUUAUUAAUGUAUGUUGGUAUACAGGUUUUAACAGGCCAAGGCUGCGUUAAGCCACAUAAGAACUAAAGCCCCUCCCUCUGAUGAGACAGCAGUGAUGAACUGUCCAUUAUCCAGUUUAUCAUCUCACACGUAAGCAGUGAAAUUUGAAGAGCUGCUCUUUGUUUUUCACUGUAGCUCAGGGCUGUGGGCCUAGUGCAACAUACAGGCUGUAUAUAUAGGUUGCAUUGUUCUCUACACAGAAAGGGGGUCCUGCUGCACAGUUAAUCUAGUUUGAUCUUUUAUAAGAAUAUUUUAUACACGAAGAUAGUAAAUUUCCAGAUUUCAUAAAAAUGUUAUCUUACAUAUGUUCUGUUUAAUGUAUUGGGGGGGGGGGAACAGCUUAAACGUUUUCAUUUGUGGAGAGGGUAAACUGAGUAAUUGCGAGUUUUAGCUGUUUAUCGAACAGCAUUACAAAUACGUAUACUUUAUGUUGGCUCUCAUCAAUAUCUUCUGAAUUGGCAUUUGUUGUAACCCCUUACUGUAGGAAUCUUCAUUUCACUGUCAAAAUCCUCAUUUUUAUCACUGAUACCUUAUGGAAGACAAGAGUUACACGGUUGUGGGAUUUUUAGUUCUACUCAGAUUAGUUGGUGUGGGUAGUCUGGCACAAAUGUAUCUGCCAGUGCAUCUUGUUAAAGGAACACUUCAAGCACCAUCACUACUACAGCCUGCUGAGGUGGUUAAGGUGCCAUGGCAAUGUCCAAGUGUAACUCCUAAAACGGUUUUGGAACAGGUUUCACUGGUCGUCUGUGUGCUAGCCUGCUUCUGUAUCCUCCUGAAGAAGAAUGCGGUUAACUUUGAGCUAAGCAGGGCCACACUCAUUGGCUGAGAGCAUCAGCAAACCGCACUCUGCUAAUGAACACAUUCCGGUAUGGGCGGUGUUUAGCUGCAGAGAGGCAUUUGGCUUCACCUACAGGAGAAGAAUAGAUGUAUUGUGAACACCAUGGAGACCAAUGUAAGUUGUCAAACUAUUCUAAAACUGCUUGACAGAUCACACUGUAAUGGCACCAUGGUACUCUUAGAACCAUAACCACUAUAGCGGGCUGUAGUGUCUAUGGUUCUUGGAGUCUUUCUUUUAAUGUUAAAUGGGCACCAUAAUCACUACUGCUUAUUGUAGUAUUUUUGGUGCAAUUACCUCGAUUUAGUGUCAAGCAGAUUGAAGAAAAUAUAGGCUAUCCUUCAGGUCAAACCCUCUGCUGUUGAAUGGCUAAUGCCGAAGUGGACUUCCUCCUUAGCCAGUCCAACCUAGUUGAUAACCUGAGAACUAGUGGCAGCUUAGUUCAGAGAGUAUAAUUGCUGCCUAAAUUUUAAAUAUGAAGAUGAGAACUAGUCCUUUUAGAAAAUAUGACUACUAAGAAAGUUGGAGAUAUCUACUACAAAAGCACAGUAUUCUUUCCAAUGUAAUUUAUGAAGUGCAACGGCCUGUGAAACAGCAUUGUAGCCUUAAAGGUGAAAACUCCUUCAGUGACUCACCUGAGACCCGCCGAUGUCCAUCGGCGGGGCUUUCUUCUUGCUGCCGCUCCUCCCAGUCAUCACGUCAGUGGGCGAGACUGAUCCCGCCCACCAGCCGGGGAGACCUGAUGCCAUUGCCGCGCAUUCCCCUAUGGGGAAUUGAGCGACGCUGGAGGUCCUCACACAGCGUGAGGACGUCCAGCGACGCUCUAGCACAGGUUUUCUGUGCUAUAGAGCAGGAAGCGCUCUCUAGUGGCUAUCUAGUAGACAGUCACUGGAGGUGGAGUUAACAUUGCAAGGUAAUUAUUACAGUUUAUAAACUGCAAUAAUUACACUUGCAGGGUUAAGGGUAGUGGAGUUGGCACCCAGACCACUCCAAUGGGCAGAAGUGGUCUGGUUGCUUGGAGUGUCCCUUUAAUAAUAAAAGUUUCUGUUUAGAUUGUAAAAGCUUGAGCCAGGUCAUCAGGCCCCCAUUUAAAUUCGUCCCAUAAUAUUUGUUUAAAAAUUGAGAAGCAAGAGAGCUUUACUGUAGAGGCGAGUCCAGUGUAAGCUCUUCAAAUGUAUAGAAGUCUGUGUUGAGACUAUGCGGGAUAAAACAUUAGGAGAGCCAGUAAACCUGUGUAUGGAGUAGAGAAUAUUUACAAUUUUUCUUUUGUCAUUGUCUAAUGAAUGGGAACCAAGCUGGAAGAGAGGAUUGCCCAGCAAUGGAUGGCAUAAAAACUGAAUACCCAUUGCUAAAUUCUGGGCUGGUGUAGGUUUGCCUAUUAAGAAGUCAAGCACAAAACCGUAUAGCGAUGGGAGUUUUUAGUCCUAGAUUUUGGACUGAUUAAAUUCCCCCACAAAAGUUGGCUGCUGGCAUUUUUUAAAGAAAAGGCUUUUAUUUAUUCAUAUUUUAAAUCAAAUAUUGCUUUCUUGUACAUCCGUAAAAGAUUGGAUUAACUUGUUUGAAUGUUUUCUUUGUGGAAGAGGAGCACUGUAAGACUGGAGAAGAUGCAGUAAUUUUGGAGAUAUGAUAGUUGUUGAUUACACCUGUUCAAGUAAGAAAGCUGGGUAAACCAACCCAAUUCAGUAGUUUAAAAAUUCUUUAACCCGUAGAUGUAGCAGAUUAUUUAAACACUCAAUUAUUUAAGAUCUCAAUUGGACCAGAAGAAAAGGAAGGUGAUAUACCAGUCUCACUGAGCAAGCUAGAGAGAUGCUUUGUCUUACUGUGACUUAUCCUAAAAAAUGACACCAACUAGAAUUGACUAUAUAGAAAACAAUUGAGGUAUGACUUGAUCUGGAUUGGAGUAGAAAAUAAAUCGUGGUAUGGCACCUAUUUAUCUUUGGAAUAAUCUCCAGGAUUAUAAUCAGCAAUGCUUGAUGUCAAGGAUGUUAUUGUAUAGGGUAGUUUUAAUUGGAGUGAUAUUUUAAUAAUCUGACUGAACCCACCAAGGCUUGGAAUUUCAACAUAUUUAUUGAAACACCAUUCUAGAUGAACAUUAUAUGUGUCGGGAAACUCCAGUUUCCUAAAUAAAAUAUGUAGUAGGAGACCUUUUGCAGGUCUAAUAUUUACGGGACAAUGGUCCGAUAUGGCUUUUAAGUUUUAUUCUUCUCACUAUAUGUAAUGGGGAGUUUGAAAGUAACGUGGUCAGUUUGGCAGAAUGUGUAUGUGUCAGAGAAAAAGAUGACAUGCUGUCAAAUGGAUGUAUCUCCAAGAGUCUAUCAAAUAUUGGACCACAAAUGAGAAGUCCUGGUGGCAUGAGUCCCAAGAAUGUGACCUGUCCACUACUGGAUUGCGAAUCAUGUAGAAAUCCUCUUGUAAUAUCUCAUUAUGUUCAUUUUCUACUGAGAGAAUUUAUUUCUUUAACGAUCUGAAAUGAAAGAAAAGUUAGAAUAUGCUGCAUAUACACAAAGUAUCUACCCCUUCAAGGUUUGUGUAACGGAAAUAUAUCUGUGUAUUAAAAAUGUUGAUUUGACUCCUUACCAUGGUACAAUUUUUUUGGAACUGUAACCAAUACAGGGUACUGUUGUGCCCCCUUUUAACCAAAAUAAGUAAAAAAACAAACCCAAAUCUGCAUUAUUUUAGUGGGCCAAUAAAAGAAGUCAUCUGAAAGUAUGGAACAUAGGAUAAGGAGAGGAAUGUGGUUGGUGGAUUCAGUUAAAGAUCUCAGGACUGUGACUGGUUUAUUUUAUUUUUAGAUCCACAUUGACCUUCUUUUGGGUAUUGCAACAGUGAGUGGUGUCAGUUAAGUGUAUCCUUAUCCUGGUUGGAUAGAGAACAUUUUCUUAGGACAUCUGUAUAAAGCAGAUUUUAGGGAAAGGUUGCCCUUCUCUUUCAUUUUAUUUUUUUUGUAAACGAGUUGAGUGAAAAAUAGUUGUGGAACAUUUAGAGUCCUGAUAAUUGAACUCUGUUAAAACAUCUGUGAGGCUGUAGUGUUUCAGAUUUACCUGCAAAGUUUGGAGUCUUCAUUAUCUUGAUGGUUGUGUGUUCAGUCUGUGCUUCUCUAUGCGUAUUUUUGAAAAACUAAACAUUUUGGGAGUCUUCAGAGAAAAGUGUGAAACUUGGUCCCUGGUGUUGCUUAUUACUGUUGAAACAUUGAGCUCCCCUACAUACUCAGAUUAAGUUUAGAGGGAUUUGCACAGAUAAUGUGGAGGUGAAAAACAGACUUCGUGCUGAUAGAACCUCAUUAAGCUGUAAUGCUUACGAUACUAGUAUCUCUUUAACUUAGUCAAUUCGCUCAAGGAUAAGGAAAAAUAUUAUGUUCUUACCAUCUGUUGGUUUGCUAUAUGACUUUUACAUGCAUCGCUAUGGCUGCCUAUAAAUUCAAUUACCCUUCCUAUGUGUUUAAGAUGAACUCCUAAUUGGGUAUUAAAGCAAAUUUAGAAACCUUUAUGGUGUUUAUCAUAUAAAUAUUUCCAGAGAAUGUGCUUCCUUUGACUGUCUGGAUCAUUGCAUUUUCAAAUGCGACAUCAGCGUGUUCGCAGUGUAUUUUCUAUGACUCAGUUUAUCAUUCUAUUUAACCCCACCUGACGCCUGAGCUGAGAGGAAAACGCCUGAUGUCUUUUUCUUUUUCUCCUUCUUUUUUUGGUCUCAGAAGUGUGAUACCAAAUAUGUGAAGUGUGUCAGAAUAUAUCUUGCAUCUCUGGAGAUAUUCAAUAUUAUUUAUCUGCAAUUUACAUUUGCACAACCUCUCUUUUAUUAUGUAUUCUUCACCAUUCAGUGUGGUUACUGAAGAUUUUUGUUUCUUAAAGUGGUGUUGAAAUUUAAUCUUAAUUAUCACAGUAUUACUUAGAAGAUCAUGAACUGUACUAUAUCCUACCUGCUAUAAAAAUGGAGAGCAAAUGUACAAUUUUAAUUUGCAGAUGUCACUGUCAACACUUGGGUAAAAAAAUACUGCAUUUUACCUCCCACAAUCCUCAGUGGGGCAUCUACCAAUGCCUCUCAUACACCUCCAUACUAGGUCUUGUGGGAUUCUGAAAUUUGCGUUUGGAGGGGCGUAGAUGUACUUGCAUCCUCUGAGACCACAUGACACACACCUGGGUUCUGUUAAGCAAAGUGUGGAUUUAUUUUUCUGUUUUGCCACUGGGGUCUGGUGGUUUUUUUUUUUUCAAGAGAAAAAAGUAUUUGAACUCCGAUGUCUCUGGACACUUCAUCAGAGAUCCUAUCAAGGGUAAACAUAUAUGUGAAGUGGUCGGAGUGCAUUUCCCCUGUCAUUUUAUCCCUGCGGUGCAAAUAAUUACCCUUUUUAUUCAAGUCUGCAACUGCUAUCUCUGCCCCUGUCUGCUGACAUCAGAAGUUAUUCUGUGAGCCAAUCACCAUGCUUCCCCACUGAGACUGAAGGAGGCAGAUCAGGGGCAGAGCUAGCACAAGUAGAACACAGCCCUGGCCAAUCAGCAUCUCCUCAUAGAGAUGAAUUGAAUCAAUUAAUCUCUAUGAGGAACGUUCAGUGUCUGCAUGCAGAGGGAGGAGACUCUGAAUGUUUGGAUGCAUUUUAGGCAGCCAUGACCCAGGAAGGAUCUCUAACAGCCAUCUGAGGAGUGGCCAGUGAAGUUAUCACUAGGCUGUAAUGUAAACACUGCAUUUCUUCUGAAAAGACAGUGUUUAUAGCAAAAAGCCUGAAGGUAAUGAUUCUACUCACCAGAACAAAUUCAAUAAGCUGUAGUUGUUCUGGUGACUAUAGUGUCCCUUUAAGUAAUGUUAAUGGAGUAGGACUGGGCUGUGGGGAGAGCUUUGUAUCUGUGCUGGAACAGUGGGGAGCAUUAGUUCAGGUUUUUGUGGUGUGGCCUGGCCAAAAUUCUGUAUUUUCAGCAGUAUCGGCCAAUAAGAUACUGAUAAUGCAGACCAGGGCUGCCAUCAGGGUCCGGGGGGAGGAGGGGGAAGAGAGGGUCCAGCACACUCUUCCUUACCUUCCCAGCAGCUCCCCUGUCUAACUCUCGCGUGUCCUGCAGCCGUCAGAGCGUUGCCACGGGUUACCAUGGCAAUGCGCUGCACACAGGCCGUGAGAGUUAGACAGGGGAGCUGAAGGGAGCUGCUGGGAAGGUAAGUAAGUGUUGCUCGGCCCCCUCUGCACCAUCCACACCACCAGGGAAUGCCAUAUCCCCCUCGCUGGCCAGGUAAGAAGCAAGGAGGGGGAGACUAAAACAAUUUUAAAAAAUUUAAAUAUGGAAAAAAAGUAAAAUCAUUUACACACUUAACAUACCCUCUGCAUUCAAUAUAUAUAUAAUAUAAUCACACACUGCAUUCACUAAUAAAAUACUCACUGCAUCCACUACACACACAUUUUUAAAAACAAACAAUUCUGACUGGCAUGUAUAUUUCAUGCAUUUACCUUAAUGAAUAGGAUUCGCAAAAAAAUAAACAUGUUCAGUUAACGGUAGAUUUGUGUAGAAAUAGUGUGUUUUUUUUUUUUUUUUUUUUAAAUGAUGUACAAAGUAUCGGUAAGUUAUCGGCCUGAAAGUUCGGAGUAUCGGCUCUAAACAAAAAAAAAAUCAAUAUUGGUCGAUCCCUAAAAAGAAGUUUGUGUCUUGACAAAUGAGGUUGAUCCCAUUGGGAGUAAGCUAUGUGCAUAUUACAGGACAUGUUUACAAUAGCAAAUGGUAUGUCUUGUACUGAGCGGCCAGCAUGUUCAUAUGGAGGAAAAAGUGAAUUUUUAUCAGUGAUAUGUGGUGAUUGGCCCAUUUGGUAAUGAAUUUUAAUGUUAAUAUUUCGGGUAGUAAUUCUCCUUCGGUGCUAAUCGUGUAAUGUUACGUGACAUUGUAUCCUAACGGAGUUGUGCUGAUUAGACCUAGCAGAGGCACAGCUCUGUGUGGCGGUUUCAGAGCACUGAACACGAGGGAUGAGACCUUCCCAUGGGCAAAAUGGUGAACAUGCAUUAUUUAAAAAACAAAAGAAAUCUGGUUCUGGAUUGUACUGUCUUGCUCUGCAGGAUCAGAUAGUGAGAUAAUGUAACCCAAGAGGUCCAUCAACCUGUAUUCUAAUUCUCUGUAAUAUUCCUUUCAGAUUUCUACCAAGGCAUGCUUGUAUGUAUAUUUUUAACCUUCAGCAGCAGCUUAUAAAUAUUUGGUGAUAUGCGUACCUCUAGCCAAACUGACUAGUUUUACUUCCUAGAUGGGAAUCCCAAUUUUAACGCUGACCGUAAUUUAAAAUACAUUGUUAGGGGUUGCAUUCAACCAAUUGAAGUUUUGUAAAUGCAUUUUUGGCUUUAAGAUUGUUGCUGUAAAUGUUGCCAGAGCAAGCACAUCUAAUUCUAGUUCCAGUUGAUAUAAUGUUGGCAUUAUAACUGAUGGAACAGAUCAAAACAACAAAUCUACAGUCAGUGAUUAUUAACACUUUGAUUAGGGCCCACACCUUGGUACUCAAAACUUUAUUUUUUAAUUUUUUUUUAUUUCUUUCAGUGGCUGUUGUUUGGAACAGGCACAUCACAUUUAUUGUGGACUGUCACUUGAGCAUUUCCUUCUACUGGAAGCAUCUAAUGAACGCCAUUUUGUUAAAUGUUAACAUAAAUAGUCUAGAGCUGAAGAAUGUAUCACUGCUUUGAGUUUAUAAUUGAGGAAUUGCAGCCUGCGAGGAGAAUCCGGUUAGCGACACUGAGCUGUGAAGGGCCCCUUUACCAAAGUAUUAUUUCGUUUUGCGUAAUAAUGCCCCUUGUAACCAAUAUUGUGAUCACUUCAUCAAUUACACCUGUUUGACAUUGAACCUCUAACAAAUAAAAUAAGAAAUGACAAUACCAUUCUAGUCACUGGCACAUUGCGAGAUUGUGCUGUCAUUAAAUAAGACUCUUAAACUAGAUGUGCUGAUCGAUUUGUAAGCUAUGUCUAUGCUUCAGUGUUUUCCCAUUUCUACCUCCAUUUAGGCGGCUACUAGAUUUGUAUAAAAGUUACCUCUGAAUCACUGAUUUCCACCCAGUGAAGAUAUUAUUGGGGUAUAUUAGGGCAAAGGCAUUGCUAUUAAAAGGACACUAUAGUCUCUAGAACAACUACAGCUUAUUUUAGUUCUGGUGAGUAUAAUCAGUCCCCGCAGGCUUUUUUGCAGUAAAAAGAGGCAGUGUUUACAUUACAGCAUAUGGACACCUCCAGUGGCCACUCCUCGAAUAUCUACUAGAGUUGCUUCCUGGAGCUGUCACUGACAUUCAGUGUCUCCACCGUCUGCAUGGAGACACUAAAAUUUCUUAACAGAUGCAUUGAUUCAAUACAUAUCUAUGAGGCGAUGCUGAUAGGCCAUGGUGGUGUUUGGCUCCGCACCCGACCUGCCUCCUUGCCGGAGAUAAUCAGAAUUGAUCAUUUCUGCCAAUCCAAUGCUUUCCUAUGGAAAGCAUUGUGAUUGGCUUAGAUCAGUGUGUGUGUAUACACACACACGUGCCAGGGGGCUGGAUAGUGUUUUUAAUACUAUAGGGUCAUGAAUACAUGUUCUUUAAGAAAAUGGUUUGCAAGGAUCUGCAGAUAACCAUAAUGCAUUUAGGUCUGCUUUUAUUACUGGCACACAACAUAUUUACCACCACAAAAUAGGGUUGUCUCAGCCUUGUUUUUAGACUUCUUGCUAACUUCUUUAUCUCUUUUAGGACUGGCAGCCCCCAUUUGCUGUAGAAGUAGACAAUUUUCGUUUCACACCACGUAUUCAGAGGCUCAAUGAGUUGGAGGUAAGUAAACUCUUGGAUGAACUUAAUGUCUUAUUUGCCUGCCCCAUUGACCUCCACACUGGAACCAAUUAUUGCUGAAGAACUCUGAAUAGUAUGUUCAAGUUGGCCAUGAUUUCCUAGCAACUCAAAUUGCAUUUUGAGGAUCCCAGAAUCUUUUCUCAGUUCAGGCUUGUUUAAUGAGGACUAUGCAAGCCAAGCUCUAUAAUGCGCUUCAUUUAUGUCUGAAUCUGCCAGGUUCUGCCCUGCUGAUGAGCCUGGAAAGCUGCAUAUACGUUUAGAACUGUGGGAUCAAGUUUCUGUAUUUUCUACUAUAUAUUAUACUAUAGUUUCUUGUUUGCUUUGUGGUGAACCAGCAUUUCAAGCCUCUAUUUUGCCAGAUCAGUCUCAAAUGUCUGCAAAUGUUAUCACUGAACAUCUGAUCUAAAGUUACCCCUUUGCUGUUUAAGGUGAUGAGUGAACUGGAGCAGAGUCUGACACAGUAUAUCAAUUUAGAAUAUGUUGGCCUAAAUGACAGGGUGCUGUUUCACAUAAUUUUCUUCCUACUGGUAGUAAAUAGUGUACAGGACUGUUACAUAGGUACAUAUCAAAAUAGUCCUCAAGUUCAGCCUUCCUCACAUAUGUUUUUGCUGUUGGUUUUGUUUUGUCGUACGGUUACAGGUUUUGAUAAGCUAUACUUUCCCACAGCUAUAUUGUACACCCUUAGCCAUUUGUCUGUUUAAUGAUCAGCCCUCUCCUUACCCCAGCUACACUUUUUUUUUUUUUUGGUGGUGAGAUGGGGUAGGAAAUUAACAUUUUAGCUGACAAGACAGUCUGUGUACUGCAGUACCAGAGACUGCUUUCCCCGCUUCUCUUGCACUCCAGAACACUGUAUUAAUGCAGACAAUGAGUGAAUGAAUGUUCUAUCACUAGCUUUCAAUGUGGUCAGUCAGGAUGCUGCGUGGAAAUGCAUAGACUGCCUCCUCCUUACUAAUAACACAGAUAAUGGUGCAGGCUCCUCACUGCUAAAUGUGGAACUGGCAAGGGGGGUUAGUCUGUCAAAGGGAGGUAUUUUGGUCCUUAUGAAAAAAUGAAUCAAAAUGUGUGUGCUUUAACUCCCAGUGUUCUCACCAUGCUGAUUGGACUCUUUGGGUUUAGCAAUCCCCACCUUAACUUGUUUGUUUUCUAUACCCACUGUAAAGUGCUGUCUCUAUAGAUCUGCACUCCAAAUUACAGGGAGGAACUCUAUUGGCCACUGUUAGGACAAUAACCAAAAUAAGGGAACAAAGCUGAUCAAAAUGAGAUCUCCCUGUUUUUGUUUGUUUUUGUUUGUGUAACAUGUAGACCUGGCUAGUAGCACAUUAUGAGCCAUGAUGGCUCAGAACAUGCUACUAGCCAGGUCUACAAGUUACUCACCACUACAAAGUACACAAUGAAAUGGACAAGGCAAGCGCAUGCACAAACUCCAUAACUCUCAAACUCCAUUUGCAGUCUUUAAAGACUUGGAAAGUUAGAAUGUAGAAGAUGCUGAUAAUUCAUAGCUAUAUAAGCAGUGAGGCUCCAUACAGACAGUGGGAAUCUCUAAUUCACAUGCCAGGAUUUUAUUUUCAUUGCCAAUACCUUGUGGGUGGGGAUUUUGAUCCAUGCUUACAUUUUGCUACAUGAUCCUCUUAACCUCUACUGUUGUAUUUCAAAUACCAGGCAGAAACCAGAGUCAAGUUAAAUUACUUGGACCAAAUUGCCAAAUUUUGGGAGAUCCAGGGAUCCUCUCUGAAAAUCCCAAAUGUGGAGCGCAGAAUCCUUGACUUGUACGCCCUAAAUAAGGUAAGUUAUGUUAUAGAAGCCAGAUCUCAGAAUUGCCUUGUGUAGAUGUGCAAGGAAAGAACAGCUGAUGGAUCGGAAUUACACAGAAAUUACUGAAGGAUGACAAAGAUGUGUGUGGAAUGCAGAAUUGGGUGGAAACUCAAGUCUUCAAGGGAAUACAUGGUCAACAAAUGGGGGGAAAAUGUACACCUACCUAUUACUAGCAAAUACGUUUGAAUUUUAGAAUUCUGGCUUUGGCUCUAAAUCCCUAGACAUUGUAAUUUCUCCAGUUGACUCUUACCCGGAAAGGACUUAGUCCGGUCCAAUCCUCCUUCUCAUUUUACCUUCUCUAACAGUUCUUAGCAUAUCCUAUACAUUUCUGCACCUCACUUCUUCAUCGGCACAACAUGUUUUUCUGUCAGAAAUUCAGCUCCCAGAAAUAUCUGUGAUGACAUCUGUACAGCUGUAUUAUUAAAGCAAACAGGGAAAACCUGCAUGUUGGGAGGGAGGGGAGAAGAUGGUGGGCUUAGUGUACUAUAGUUGCAAAAACACAUUUUAAAUGGACACUAAUCACCAUUACUACAGUGUAUUCUGGUGAGUAGAAUCGUUCCCUUCAGGCUUUUUUGUUAAAAAACACUUUUCAGAGAAAAUGCAAUGUUUACAUUACAGCCUAGGGAUACCUCCACUCCUCAGAUGGCUGCUAGAGGUGCUUCCUGGGGCAGUGCUGCACAGUGUGACUGACAUUCAAUAUCUCCACCUUCUGCAUGGAGACAUUGAACUUUCCUCAUAGAGAUGCAGUGAUUCAAUUCAUGUGUCUGAGGAGAUGCUGAUUGGCCGGGGCUGUGUUUGAUUUGUGCUGGCUCUGUCCCUGAUCUGCAUCCUUGACCGUAUCAGCCAAUUCUAUGGGAAAUCAUUGUGAUUGGCUCAGAGAAUCACUUCUGAUGAUGUCAGCCAAGCAGGAAGAUCAGAAGCAGAGCCAGCAGCAGAAAAUUGCAAUAAAGGUAAGAUUUUGCUAUAUUUAGGGGGAAUAGGGGAGAGGACGGGGGGGCUAGAUGGUGGUUUUAACACUCGGGUCAGGAAUACAUGUUUGUGUUCCUGACCCUAUAGUGUUCCUUUAACUGUAAACAUACAGUACACACUGAGGAUCAUAUGGUCAUCUGGAGGGCCCUUUAAGAUUAUUCUAAUCUAUUUAUUUCUCAUUCAGAUUGUACAGGAUGAAGGUGGUUAUGAGCUAAUUAGCAGAGAGCGGAGGUGGGCCCGUGUGGCACAACGUAUGGGAUACCCCUCAGGGAAAAACCUUGGCUCACUGUUGCGUUCACACUAUGAGCGUAUCAUAUACCCAUUCUACAUGUACCAAUCCGGAGCUAAUAUGGUGGUAAGGAACUUUAAAACGUGAGAGAUUUAAGAAAAGCACUUCCUAAACUGGAAUUGGUAAGGGAUGCAGUUAGAAAUCUCACCUAUCAGUGGUUUUUUUUUUUUGUCACUACAGGACUAUGCGAAAAAACCUCGUUUUGACAAUGAGGAGAAGGAUAAGGAGUAUAAGCCACACAGUAUCCCACUAAGGCAGUCUGUGCAGCCUUCAAAAAUUACCAGUUAUGGGCGACGAGCCAAACGCCUUACCCAAGAGGUGAACCUUUUUUAAUUCUCUUUAUAUUAUAUUAUAUAUUUUAUUUCUUUCCAUAUUGAGAUUUUAAUUUUUUUUUUUUUGAGUGAAUCACAUGACACUUUUCGUGUACUUUCUUUUCUUUCAAGUGCAUCUUCAUACUAGUUUAAUGUUUGUUUGUGUGCCAAGCGCGUGCCGUAGGUGUGCUGAUGAGGACUGUUUGUUUUUCAUGCCAUGUAACAGCAUUUCUUCAGGAUGGUGUGUUAAGGAGGCUGCAGGGCAUUCUGUACAAUAAGCCUGUUUUCCAGGCACUGCCAACUCACUUGUUUGAUUUUUUUUUUUUUUUUUUUUUCAUGUUCUUGUCAUCUCAUGCAGGAUCCUGACAGCUCAGAUCCUGCCUCUCACAGCUCUCCUCUACCCCCUGAAACAUCACCACCCUGGGUAUACAGGACUGUGUGUUUUUUCUACUUGUGCCCUUUCGCAGACUCAACUUUGUACCUGUUCCUCUGUUUUCUUUCUGUUCUCAUUUCAUAUUUCGUUGUAGGAAGUUUAGGACAGUAGGGGUUUGUGUGUGUUUAUGUUGUCCUUGAAUUAUGCAUGUUACAUUGACCACACUAAUUCAUAAAACAUAAGCCAGUCAGUGUUUGUGUUCUUCCUGCCUCUUUACAUAGUUCUGUUUCUUCUCUACCAAUUUCCAAUGCUUUUCCAUAUUCUUUUGUCCUAUAUGGAUACAUUUUAAAAACGUUUUGAGUGAUAUUUUCAAAACCUAGCCUUUUCUCAUCAUUCUCUUCUGAUUCCAUUAGCCGGAACCCACAGAAGAAGACAUCGAGAAGAACCCAGAGUUGAAGAAACUUCAGAUCUAUGGUGCUGGUCCCAAAAUGAUGGGGUUAGGGCUGAUGGCAAAAGACAAGAAUCUGCGCAAGAAAGGUAAUCAGCACUUAUCACAAAUUUGUGAGCAAGGGCUGGAAUGAUUUAAAGUGUGACACAAUUUACAGAUUAAAUAUAAGCUGUGUAGUUUAGGACUGAGACAUUUCUGGAUGCAAAGACUUAAAGGGACACUAUAGUCACCUGAACAACUUUAGCUUAAUGAAGCAGUUUUGGUGUAUAGAACAUGCCCCUGCAGCCUCACUUUUCAAUCCUCUGCCAUUUAGGAGUUAAAUCCCUUUGUUUAUGAACCCUAGUAACACCUCCCUGCAUGUGACUUGCACAGCAUUCCAUAAACACUUCCUGUAAAGAGAGCCCUAUUUAGGCUUUCUUUAUUGCAAGUUCUGUUUAAUUAAGAUUUUCUUAUCCCCUGCUAUGUUAAUAGUUUGCUAGACCCUGCAAGCCUCCUGUAUGUGAUUAAAGUUCAAUUUAAAGAUUGAGAUACAAUUAUUUAAGGUAAAUUACAUCUGUUUGAAAGUGAAACCAUUUUAUUUAUUUAUUUAUUUAAAUGCAGGCUCCAUCAAUCAUAGCCAGGGGAGGUGUGGCUAGGGCUGCAUAAACAGAAACAAAGUGAUUUAACGCCUAAAUGACAUUGAAUUGAGCAGUGAAAUUGCAGGGGAAUGAUCUAUACACUAAAACUGCUUUAUUUAGCUAAAGUAAUUUAGGUGACUAUAGUGUUCCUUUAAGGUCACAAGAUAGAGGUUUAAAACCGAAUACUUGGUGAGGGUGUCAGCACUUGGCAGUUCUUUGGCACACUUUGAGAUACUAAGCAUGCAUAUUUCCCAUACUUUCUUUAGAGAGUGACAUCCCAGAGUGUCCACCAACUCUUGUGGUUAAAGAGGAGGUUGGGGUGGACAUACGCGGAGAACCUGGGGAAAUUUAUACACCUAUAAAGAGAGAGCGACCCCUCAGCCCUGAGCCUUGCACGAAGAUGACCAUGAGACUGCGGAGAUAUAACAGCAGUACCCAGUUUGUAAGUUAGUCAUGUUUCACACCAUCCUAAUUCUAUUUUGCGGUUUAACUUCUUGUUUGAUUUACCUCUCUCAUGGUGCCCAUGCUGUUUCAGGUGGAGUCCUAUGUUUGUCGUAUCUGUUCCCGUGGGGAUGACGAUGACCGAUUGCUGCUGUGUGAUGGCUGCGAUGAUAACUACCAUACAUUCUGCCUCCUUCCCCCUCUUGCUGAACCACCAAAGGGAAUCUGGCACUGCCCCAAAUGCGUCAUGGCGGUAUGUUGCAGAACCCAACUUUGAGAAACUGUGCUUGCAAACCACCAUCACUGAUCAUUUUACUCACUGUUAUCGUCUGAUAACUUUUCUCUUUCAACAGGAGUGUAAGCGUCCUCCUGAAGCAUUUGGAUUUGAACAAGCUACUCGGGAGUACACUUUGCAAAGCUUCGGCGAGAUGGCAGACUCUUUUAAGGCAGACUACUUUAACAUGCCAGUUCAUGUGAGUGUCAUAUCACAACCUACUCCUCAGGAACAUACGUAAUACUUAAUAAUUAUUCAGGGUUCUUUAUCUGAUGCUAGAGGGAAUGAUUUGUCUUCUCCAGUUUGCUCUAUUAUUGCUCUUACCAGGUCAUUGCAAUGCUUUCUGCUCUUUUUGUAGAUGGUCCCUACAGAGCUUGUAGAGAAGGAGUUCUGGAGGUUAGUGAAUAGUAUAGAAGAAGAUGUCACGGUGCAGUAUGGUGCCGACAUCCACUCAAAAGAGUUUGGAAGUGGCUUCCCGAUGAUGGAUGGCAAAAAUGAACUUACUCCAGAGGAACAGGUUGGUUCUCCUUUAUCACAUCUCUUCCUGUGUCCUUUUAUUGGUUUUAUAUCCGCUUCCAACUCAUUGCGUGUCUGCUUCCUUUAUCUCUCAGGCGUACGCAACAAGUGGCUGGAAUCUGAACGUAAUGCCAGUACUAGAGCAGUCAGUGCUAUGCCACAUAAAUGCUGACAUAUCUGGCAUGAAGGUACCCUGGCUAUACGUGGGCAUGGUAUUCUCUGCCUUUUGUUGGCACAUUGAGGAUCACUGGAGCUAUUCUAUUAACUACCUCCACUGGUUAGUGUCAAUGUUAUUCUCUCUGCACGUGAUAUAUCAUCUUAUCAAUGUAUGUUUAUAGUCUGUGAUUGAGAAUUUACCAGUGCAUGCUGCUGUAUGGACGUUUACAGCACACAAUGCACUUUCUGUAAGAUAUAACCGAGUUGGUAAAUCGUUUGUUUGCUGUGACUAUAUCUAUAAAGGCUGUCAUAUCAUAUUUAUUCAGAUAAUAGAAACACAGUAAAUGGCUACUCACAUGUGUAGGUGCUAUUUAAAUUAAAAAAAACAAACAACAAAAAACCCUUACAAAAUUCCUUGAUGUACGAAACACUGUGGUGUUGGAGGGGCAACUAGGGGCCAGGAACUGCUCAAGAGAGUAAGACAAGAAAAAUCAACACAACCACCAGUAAGAAAAUUAGCAGUGUGUUAUCUCCAUUGUCCUAUACGCAGCUUUCACCUAUGUUUUUGAGUAACCAUUUACUGUUUGAGUUUAUAUUGUAUUGCUUGCUUUAUAGGUAUGUAGAUUUUUUUAUACAAGUGCUGGUGAGAGAUGAAUUGAUCAUAGCCGCUUUUGAAGCCCCAGAGGUUGCGGCAUAGAACUACUUUUUGGAUUCUAAUUAAAAGUAGAACUAAUAGUCCAAAUUAUUGGUAAUUUUUAUAAAGGGAGCACCCACCUAUAUGUCCAGGACCCAGUGCACAUGGUGUAAAUGUUUAUGGUUAUCAUUCAGUUUUUUUAUUGCACUUGCAGUGCCUCUUUGAAUAUGUCUCUAAUUUGCAAAUUUCAUGGAAAAUCACUAGCCCAGGUAGUUUUUUUUUACUUUUGUUAGGAUACUGUUUUGUUUUUUGCAUUGAGACAUCAUUUGAAAUAUGGCAGCUUUUGAGCUGCAUCUUUGUUCCCUCUGUGGCUACUAGACAUUGUUCAUUGAUGCACAUUGUCUGUUGUAGCCCAUUAUAGGUGCACAUGCCAGGUGUGAUGGUGUGUUUUUUUUUUGUUUUUUUUUUUGUUUUUUUUUUGUAGAUCCCUUGUGUCAUGUUGGUGUAUAUCUUUGCAUGUGUUCCAUAAAAUGGAAUUCCAUUCUCCUUUUUUCAUCUCCUUACAAUGUACAGGGGGGAGCCCAAGACGUGGUAUGGUGUUCCUUCUUCAGCAGCAGAACAACUUGAAGGUGUAAUGAAGAGGUUAACCCCAGAGCUGUUUGAGAGCCAGCCAGACCUCUUGCAUCAGUUGGUGACCCUCAUGAACCCCAAUACUCUCAUGUCACAUGGAGUUCCUGUAAGUACACUUAUUCUGUAGUUUAAUUGGUUUAAGUCUACUUGCUACUUUUUUGUUGCACUCUCUAUUUGCUACACUGGCUGCAUUUUUGGGUGAUUUCUGGUUUUCCUGUUUUCUUGCUAUUCCAUAGUUUUAUUCCUGUUUCUCUUGCAGGUUGUGCGGACCAAUCAAUGUGCAGGAGAGUUUGUCAUCACGUUUCCAAGAGCAUACCACAGUGGUUUUAACCAGGGCUACAACUUUGCUGAAGCAGUCAACUUCUGCACAGCCGAUUGGGUGAGUCUACUUCAAGUAUCUCAGAAAGUGAUUAUCAAGCAGAACGUUUUAAUCAUUGGGUGGAGCGCUAGAAUAAUCAAAUGUUUGCUUACCCCUUACUAAGAAGUUUUAUAUAUUCUUGAUGUGGGGUAAUAUGAAAAAAAACUAAAAAAGAACAGAACAAAUCUAGUGCAGAUGGUUCUUAAAAGGAACUAAGUGUAAAAUAGAUAUAAGUAGACACACUCACAAUCACAAGCCUGAGGAUAAGGCUCUAUAAUAAUGCAGAUGUGCUUUUUAGGCAGCACCCCACUUUCUUGGAUAGGUGAGGAUCUCAAAAUAAACAAGACAAAAGAUUAUGGUGCAGUAUGUCUGGAUGUAUCAUGGAUCUAAAAUCACUUUAAGAUGGGGACUCUUACCUUAUUGAGAGCCCAUAUGUGCCUUGGCUCUCGGGUAUAAAUGCCUGGUGUCAAAUUGCAAGGUGACACUCUCCUAACUGGAACCUGGAAUAGGAUUUACUGCCAGAUACUACUGAAAUUCCACUAUUUAUCUUCACUUUGUCUGUAGUCCGUCGCCCUGACCCUCACUCGGAGGGUGGGGGACCGGACUUAGUAUGGUACCGCCUACAGCACAUUUCGAUCAGGAGAUGAAGCGUCCCAUAUUCCUGCGGGAUGCAAACUAGAGGGAUAGGGUACCUGGGCCAGGGAUGUGGAGCUAACCCUGGUUUACCACAUAGCAUCCACGUGCACACGUAUUCAGCUUUGACGGGAAUGUCUUUGACCCGUCAUCCAGACAAGAAAUUAUUUGGUUUCUACAUUCUUGUUUUUGAUGUUGUAAAAGCCAUAAAGUUGCUAAGCUCAUGAUCUUUUUCGAUAUUAUGUACACCAAAUGUGCUGUCUUGACUGCCAUAUCAGAGUCUGUGAUGGUACGCCUGUAUUUAAUGUUAUGGCGAUGCAAACGGAUGUAUUCAUGUGCGCACAAAUAAAAUAAAGAAUUAAAAAAAAAAAAAGAGAAAUUCCACUAUUUAUUCAACAUUUAAAAACAAAAACUAUAUUUUGUAUACAUAUAAAAACAAAAGAACUUAUCAGUGCAGAGUCCAUUUAAACAGCCAUAUUGGUUAUAUAUCGAUAUCUGGAACUUAGAAGAUAUCACAGCCAACUGAAGCUCAUACAGCGAAACGCGUUUUGGCACUUAAGGACUCCAUGACAGACUGAUAAAUUCUCUUUUAUUUGUUUUGAACCCAAGUGCUUUCUAUUUGUUUACAUCAUUUGGAUGGUUUGUCAGACAAAAGCUUGGUAAAUUAAAAAGUACCCAGAUUUGUGGAUCCGUAAGAAGAAUAAAUUUUUUUUAAACCAAUUCAUGUCUAUUGACUUUAAAUUACUGUGCGUCAACUGAUAACACUUUUUAGCAAACUUUGUUGUUUUUGUUUGUAUGGCAGAGAUCUUUGUUCAGUCAUAACCUUUGAUUGGAUGUGUCGUUAGGAGUGCCUUGGUCCACUGAGAUCUAACCUAUGUGGUUUAGAGAUGCAAGGAUGAUAUCCCAUCUGAUAUGCCAUCUCAGGAAUUGCCAUUACUGUGUCAAACUAAUGCAUAUAUUGAUGCCAAGCUGUCUCUCUCACCCCUCUAGCUAAUGGCAGGCAGAAAAUGCAUUGAGCAUUAUCGACGGCUGAGGCGGUACUGUGUUUUCUCACACGAGGAACUGAUGUGCAAAAUGGCUGCCUGUCCCGAGAGACUGGACUUGAGCUUGGCUGCCGCUGUCCAUAAAGAGAUGUUUCUGCUGGUACAGGAGGAGCGCAGACUUCGCAAAGCGCUGCUUGAGAGAGGCAUUACAGAGGCAGAGAGAGAAGCCUUUGAGCUGCUCCCUGAUGACGAAAGACAAUGCCAGAUAUGCAAAACCACAUGCUUCCUUUCUGCAUUGGCAUGCUAUGACUGUCCGCAGGGCCUUGUGUGUUUAUACCACAUAGAGGACUUAUGCCAGUGCCCACCAGCUCGUCAGUUUCUCAGGUUAGUUGUGCCUCCAUGGCUGGAAACUUGGAGUUGCUGAGUAACUUUGCAAACAUACAACAUAAUGGUAGGUCCGAAAGAAUUGCCAAUUUUUUCCUUUAGAUUUCUAUAUCUGGAUGACACCUCUCAUGCUCUCUGCAGGUACCGUUACACUCUUGAUGAGCUGCCAGCCAUGUUACACAGACUAAAAGGGCGAGCAGAAUCUUUUGACUCUUGGGCUAGUAAAGUACGGAAGGCAUUAGAUGUAGAGGAUGGUGGAAAGAUAGGUAAGCACUCUACAUUUACUUACAAAGGCAUGUGCACACAUCCAUCUGCUGCAACUGUCCUGUGUAAAAGCAAAGCCACCUAUGGAGAGGUGGUGUUAUCCAUCAUAAGAGUUGUUCUGUAACUGUUUGGGGUCUUCCUGCUUUAAUUCACUAGAAUCAGUUGGAGUCAUCUUCUUUGCUGUUCAUUAUGUUUCUCUUUUUUUUUUUUUUUUUCUCUCACAUGUUUCCUGCUUCUCACUCAGUCGUUUUUUUUUUUUGUUUUUGUUUUUUUUGUUCUUAGACCUGAAGGAGUUAGAAGUUCUUGAGGCAGAAGCCUCUGAGAAAAAAUUCAUAGGGAAUGAAAUGCUUCAAAAAUUAAAAGGUGUAAUCAAAGAAGCCAAGCUCUGCGUAGAGGAGGCACAGAUUCUGCUGAGUGACUCAAAGCCUGCAAGGUCUGUAUUGUAUGUCUGAACAAGCUGUUGUAGGCUUUCAGGGCUGCUCUCUGUAUAUCCAGUUAUGUGUCUGCAUGCUUUCAGCCCUGCAGAUUGUUUACGUGGUGGUUUACAAAUAUUGGGCAAACUCCUUUGGGAAUCUGUAAGACACUGAGCGUGUUUGCAAGCCUCCCAAUGUACUAGAUCAGGGGGUAGACAGCCAUCGGCACUCCAGAUAUUGAGGACUACAUCUCCAAUAAUGCUGACGACAAAGUAUUAGUGGAGAUGCACUCAACAACAUUUGAAGUGCAGAAGAUUGUCUACUCCUGCACUAGAUUUUCAUUGUUGUGUUUUUUUUUUUGUUUUUUUUUUCAGCCAGUCCUCUAGAUUGUAAGCUCAUUUUAGCAGGGUCCUCAUCAAGCUAUUGCUCCAGUAACCUGCUGUAAUCCCCCUCUCUAAUAUUGCAAAGCGCGUUGGAAUACGUUAGUGCUAUAUAAAUGCCAGUACUAAUAAAGCGUGUUGGGGGUGCCAUAGCCUCACUCCCAGUGCAGUUCUCAUCUGCACUAUAUGUCUGGGAGGUCAUACUUUAAGGAUAUUUUGUUGUUUUGCCUCUUUCUCGUGUUGGAAUGGUAUUCUGCCAUGGUAACGAUUUACAAUAGUUUUACUCCAGAAUAAGUUUAUGGUCAAAACAAUUUAUGCAACUAUCAAGAUAAACACACAACAACUAUAACUUCUACAGCUUGCUGUUGUGGUUAUGGUGACCUCCCAGAUAGAACCCUUUUUUUUUUUUUUUUGCCUUGUUUAACAUUUAUCUAUGUCUGACUGGGGGCUACUGACACAUCACUUCUUCUCAAAACAGGAGAAGCUAGCUGUCCGUUUGGGCAAUGCAAGAGCAUCCAGUGUCAAAUCAUGCUAAAACAGUUUAGACCGAGAUCUCCUGAAGGGUGCCGGGGCACUCCUGUCACCAUAGGCACUUUUAUGCUUAUCAUGCACUUAAAUAGACUCUGAGAAUAAUCAAUUAUUUGGCCACUGAUUCAUAUUUUUUUUUAUUAAAUGGGUAAUUUUGAUCUUGAUGUCAUUGUGAAAGACAUUCUGUUUGUUUGAAUUUGGACAGUUUUAACCAAAUCAGUAAAACCUUCCAAACUGUAUUCCCUUGUUAUGUUUUGUAUUUAUUUUUCCACUUAUAUUCUCUUUGACUACUUAUGAUGCACCUUCAUGCCUUGCCAUCUUGCAAUCUGCUUUUCAUUUAUGCCUUUAUUUUUUCCCUUUACUAGUAGCGGUACAGCAGUAACCUCUUUGGAUAGUUUAAACAAGCUUGUACAGCGUAUUCAAGCCCUACCAUGUCCACUAGAACAGCUCCCUCGGCUCCAGGUAAUCUACAUUUCAAAUCUACCAUACCAUUUAUUUAUUUUUUGUAGAUCUAUUUCAGAUGAUUUAUAUGAUUUUGCUUAUCCUCUAUUCCUUUGCUCAGGACCUGCAGGAACAGGCACUAUCCUUGCAGGAGGAAGCACAAAAGUGUUUGCAGUCCCUUCCAGACAGCGCCUCUCAACUUCAGGAUAUGUUGGAACAGUGCCGAGCAUUCCCAGUAGAACUUCCUGAAACCGGACAAUUAGAAAAGCAACUGCGUCAGGGUGACUGGCUGACAAGUGUACGGGCAGCGCUUGGUGCAGGGAGGUCAAGUACACUUCAGGAGAUGCUUUCACUGCUUCAAGAAGCAAUAGAUGUGGCAGAGAGUCCUGCGGUGGAGAAGGCACGCAGCGAACUGCAAGAGCUCAUCUCGAUAGCACUGAGGUGGGAAGAGAAGGCGAAGAUGUGCCUAGAGGCCAGGUGAGUUUGGAUUUAUUUUUUAAAUUUUUAUUUUUUUAAUUUUUACACUUUUUAAUGCUUUUACAACUCCCUAUUCUACUUGCGACCUUUCGUUUUAGUUUUUUUUUUUUUUAAAUCGGUUUGCAGGCAGAAACAUCCUCCUGCCACUCUAGAGGCCAUUAUAAAAGAAUCAGAGAACAUCCCUGUUCAGCUUCCGAAUACUCUGAGCUUGAAGGAAGCGCUCUGCAAAGCCAGGGCGUGGAGCGCUGAUGUGGAGGAAAUACAGGUAAGCAGUCCUUUCUUGGUGGUGGAAGUAGGAAGCGUAGAUACUUUGUUCUUGAUAUGCCGACUACUUGUGAAUUAUCUUUUUAUUUGUAAAACUCUACCCAACCUCUCAGUUCGAGUUAGCUGGACUUUUUAAUGUCUUGUUAGGACGUGCUUUUCUCCUCUCUACUUUGAGCUAGCUAUGGUAACUAUUUGUACCAGCAUGUAUCAUAUAUUGCCAAGGACAUCCAAGUUCAAACCUUACGCUGGUGGUUCAUGGCCUUCUUGCUCUGCGCUGGGAGAGAAGUCCUGUAUAAAAGUUAAUUGGUGUGUUUCUAUAAAUGAUCACUCUUUGAUAUAUUGAGGAAGGUGGCAAUUCCUACCCAGCCUGUUUGGUAUAUUUACACAAUUUAUAGCUUGUACAGCACCAGUAAAUAUUUUGAUCCUUUCUGAGUAGACCGGCAUAACAGCAUGUGCUGGUGAAUUGUAUUAAUUUGUACAUGCAUGGUGUACGUACAGAGUGGAGAUCACUACCCUUGCUUGGAUGACUUGGAAGGGCUGGUCGCUGUAGGCAGGGAUCUCCCAGUGAAGAUGGAUGAACUGCAUCAACUAGAAGUCCAAGUGACUACUGCUCAUUCCUGGCGGGACAAAGCAACAAAAACUUUCCUGAAGAAAAAUUCUGGCUACUCCCUACUUGAGGUAAGAGGCUUGACCACAAGUAGCAAUUUAGUCCUCACCACUAACUCUCUUUAUAGUGGACUUGUCAAAGUUCUAGUCUCGUUUUCUAGAUAACUUCGAACAAAAUCGGUUUUUAUUUUAUAGAUUUUUUUUUUUUUUUGUAAUCUGUAGCAGUGGAAACUUCUGCAGGGUGUGUUUAUUUCAUUAUAUCCUGUAGGCUCUGUGUAUAUAUUGAGAGAUCGCUCCUUUGCUUCGUGUUUGGUUGUGAUGCUCUUACAAUAAUGAACUCUGUAACCUUGCAUUCGAUACAAAUUUAUUUGAGGGCAUUGGCAUUUGCCUUGAUUGGACAGAGAGACCGCAAAAGUCAAAAUAAGCCUAAAAUGUUGAACUAGUACAGGGGUCGGCAACCUACGGCACUUGGGACUGCUAGAGCCAAACAAGCUCUGGAGUAUCAGGAGUCCCAGUGAAACUUCAGAUAUCUGCUAAUACAAAAGGUGGUGAGGGACAAUCCUCAAUUUAUGCAUUGCAGCACAUAGAGGAAGUUAUCUCAGAUCACUUCCUCCCAGCACUUGUGAAUGGGAAUCCACACUGGAGUAGCGAAGCCCACUGCAGCUAUCGAAGCUCCUGUACCUGGCCAGCCUGGUCACCACUGGAACCCAGGGAAGCCACACACACUGCUAGAUAUACACAGAAUAACCCUCCCCUCAUACAAAUAAUACGAAAAACCCACACACAAUCCGCACAAACUCAACACCACCACAAUCCACAUACCUGCACACAACCCCACACGCAGCCUCUCGUAUGCAAUAUCCCAUAUAGCCCCACACAUACACACACUACCAAACACACUAGGUGAUAUCCAUCAAGACACACAAUUCUACAAGCAGCCCACAUUCAUAGGUAUCAUACACGAUCCCACCAACUACUCAUCAACAUAUACAAUAUAAUGGCUCAUAUACGCACAAGUGCAACGAUGCAAAGCCACUAAAUAAAUAACACAAGGAGAAUAUGGCAACAUACACACCUCUAUUUAAAAGAAAGUGGACUGGCACGCUACAUCGGGACAGUGCUGCUAAAAAGUUGCCUACCCCUGAACUAGUAUAUCUAUUCAACACAGAUUUUCUAUUUAAGUAUGUAGUGAAUAGUUUGGUUCAGAACAUGUGACCAAAAUUGAAACUGUGACACACCACUCUCCCUGCAAGAGCAAUGCAUCAAGGUUCAUGCCUAGUAUUGAAGCAUGUACAGCCAUAUGCGGUAUAUUAGAUUGUCAUGCAGGAUAAAAAGGCUUUGCAAAGAUCUAUUCAUGUACAAAGUAAUUGUGAUUUUGGAGGAUAGUUGGACCAGUUUCCUUCAGCUAUACAGCUUAAUCAACAUUAUCUCUUGUUUUGCUGCAGUGCUUUUUGUUUUAUACUCCUUCCCUACUUUUUGUUCAUUUCAGGUCCUUUGCCCCAGUGCUGAUGUUUCUUCUGAAACUGGUAAAAGGUCCCAGUGGAGGAAGGAGAAGACAUUUGGCCUCUACCGAUCAGAUGUUGAGGGUCUGGGCUUGUCUGCACAGGAUUUGCGGGACCCUGGUUCAAUCGUGAGUAACUACAUAUUGUAUCCUUUUGAAAAGAAUAACAUUAACUGUCAUACGGGUACUGAGUGUCCUCUGUUUCCCUCAGGUGUUGGCGUUUAAAGAAGGCGAGCACAAAGAAAAGGCUGGCAUUUUGAGACUGCGUGCAAUGAAUUCCUCCUUGGAGAGGAGUUGUGUGUGUGUUUGCGGGGAACCCCCAGGAGAGCUAAUGUUGCGGUGUGAGCUUUGUCAGGACUUAUUUCAUGGACUUUGUGUGCCCGUCCCCCGACUCUCAUCUCACCGUGGUGCUCACUCUUCUCCACCGUUGACCUGGUGGGAAUGGGAAAGUCGCUUCCUUUGCCCACUCUGUGUCCGAUCCCGUCGCCCUCGGCUACAGACGAUCCUAUCUCUAUUGGUCGCUCUUCAGAAAUUACCUGUGCGCCUACCAGAAGGGGAGGCUUUGCAAUGCCUAACAGAACGUGCAAUGAGCUGGCAGGACCGUGCUCGAAGAGUCUUGGCAACCCCAGAAAUCUCAUCCGCAAUCACAACGCUGGCAGAACGUAGACAGAGGAUGCAGCACUGUAAAGACCCGCAGGCACUGAGAGAGACUACCCGGAAUGAGCAGAACCCUGUAAGUAAUGCAUAGUAGGCAGUCUUUUAUUAUUUUUUUUAUUUCUUAUUGUGGAAUAACAGAAAAGAGCAGUACUCGCCUGCUUUGACAACAAUAUUGUUUUAUGGAAUCUCACAUCUAUAUUAUUUCUGAUCUUUAGACUUUUUUACAUUUAUUAGUGAUGAAUAGCAUCCCAUUAGCUGCAACAUACUUUUGGAAUUGGUGAGCUCUUUCUUUCUCUUAAAUAAUAGCGGUUUUUCAUACGUAUGAAGUAGCUGGCUGAAAGCAGCAUGGUCCUCCAUCCACGGCAGAAAUCUGUGUUUACUUCAACUAGGAAAGCUGAUCUUCUGAGCAGAUGGUUCAUGCUGUGUUGGGAUAGAGGGAAUCAGAAUACCCUGUCUAAAAAGAAUAUACUGAAAGCCUCUGCAAAGCUUCAAAUUGGAAGUAAUUUUCAGAUUUGUAUCAGAUUACAUGUUGCCUUUGCCGAUUCAGUUUCCCAUAGGCAGCAGCUAUUUCAAGGGGAAAUGGUCUGAUUCUCAUAUCUCAUGCUGUCUCUUUGGCGUUAGUGAUCUCUCACUAAGUAGUCCCAUAAAAGACUGUGUGCGCAAACUAAUGAAGAGAUUUUCCUAAAAACACACUUCAGCUUGCUUGGUAGACGCCUCAGAAUCUCCUACUCAACUUUUUUUUUUUUUUUUUGUAAUACCUGUGUACGAUGACUGCAAGUUCAAAUGGAUUAAAUUUGCUUGCUUGUGUGUGACAGCACGGCAAACAGUGUGUGUGUGUGUGUGUGUGUGUAUAUAAUAUUAUAUUAUAUUUUUUACUUUCCAUUCUGCGUGGUGUUUAAUUUAGCACUUCAAGUGAAGAUUUGAUUACUGUUGAUUCCAGGUGCCAUAGGGUAUUGAUAAUAAAGGUGUUUGGGAAGCUGUUCAUAUUUGUUAGCAUGCACGGCCAAAGAUGGAUUUUGAUACUGUGAAAGCCUCAUAUCUAUUAAAAGAACACGCCGAGCACGAUAACCUUACUGCAACCAACUGUAGUGGAUAUGGUGCUUGGAGUGCCCUGGCGCCCUUUGCUUGUGAACUAUUUGACAUCUUCCCUGGGGUCCAUUAGGCAAUGGUCACCUCAUCCUGGAAGCUUCCUGCAAGGCAUGCGCUUGUUGGCUCAGUGGAGAGGACAGAAGCUCCUUGCUUUUACUUCUGGCUCUGGAGGAGAAAACCACUUGUAUUUUUUGUAUGUGUUUAUCACAUUACAUGGCUUACCAAUUACAAAUCACAGGUCUUGGAGAAUGUCUGUUUAGUACCUAGCCUCCUGCUUCCAUCACUUUGCUACCUUUUAAAACAUUUUUAAGCAGUUCGAGGAACCGAAUUCCUUCUAGCAAGGAUCCUGUGUCUAUUCACUGCUUUCUAAAGGCUCAACUGUGAUUCGGCCAAGUGUACCUCUACCUGUUCCCUGUUUCUCAAAGCAUAUCAUGAGCCGAAGGAAUUCCCUUAUAUCUUUUGCGUUGUAGGUUGCAUAGUAUUUUGUAUGUCUGUAGCCGUAAACGCAUAAUGCACUUCUCCUUCUCUGGUUUGAAGUGCUGUUUCAGACUUGUGUUGUCAUUAUAAAGUGUGUGUGUAUAUAUAGGUUUUAAAUCUGUCUAGAUUCCUUGCGUUGGCAGUGUUUGAUCUCAUUAUAUUGCUUGUGUGAAAGGCUAAAUUAUUUGUAAAUGUAUAGGGUUUUUGUGUGUGAAGUUCUGUUUGCCAGCGGUGGUGACCAAAAGUAAUUUAAUUUUUACUCCCAUUCAUUUUGUUCUCCCCAGCACUAAAUACAUAUAAACACAGGAUUUCAUAAAAAAAAAAAAAUGGGGAGGUGGACUUUCUUCCUUUUUUUUUUUUUUUUAUCGCACAAAUGGCACUCAAACAUCCUUCAAGACUCGUUUCUAAAUGUAUGCAAACGUUUUAAAUAAGAAAUGUGCUUGCCUUUGAGAAAUAAAACUGCAUGUACUUUUGUAGAGUGCGAGCGGUUUUGUUUCUAGCCUGGGAGCCUCUGUGCUUUAAUCUGAAGCAUGCAGGCAGGCCACAGUAGCCAUGUGAUACAGCCUAGUGGCUUUGCUGGGCCCCUUUCUUAUCAGCUGUGAGACCGCUAGGAGUGUGAACUUCUGAUAACAUGGCACCAUCACCACUGCAGUAGCUCAUAAGUAACUGUUGGAACAGUUUGACACUUCACUGUCUUGUCUGAUGCCGUGUUGCUCUUGGUCUGAGCUGGUCUUUGUAAAGGUUAUACUAAUGUGUUAUACUAAUGUGUUACACCACUUCUUACCACGCUGAGAGCAGCCAGCAGAAGUUGACAUAUUAAAUCCAUUGUAUAAAGAGACCGGUAAAGUCAGAGACCUGGGUUCAGUGCUGUACUUGGCAAAUGGAGCAUUGCUUGGGUUUUUUUUUUUUUUUUUUUUUAAAGGACCACUAUAGUGCCAGGAAAACAAACUCGUUUUCCUGGCACUAUAGGGUAUUUAGGUCCACCUCCCACCGGGCUGAAGGGAUUAAACUUGCCUUUCUCCAGCACUGGGCUGGGGAACUCUCCUCCCUCUUCCGACAUCAGCACGGAAUGAGCAUGCACGGCAAGAGCCGAACACGCAUUCACAGUCCAUAGGAAAGCAUUUCUCAAUGCUUUCCUAUGGACGUCAGCGUCACAGUGAGACUCACGGAAGCGGCUGUCAGUGAGACAGCCACAAGAGGCUGGAUUAACCCAUAGGUAAACAUAGCAGUUUUUCUUUGAAACUACUAUGUUUACAGAUGCAGGGUUAACCCUCGAUGGACCUGGCACCCAGGCCACUUCAUUGAACUGAAGUGGUCUGGGUGCCUAUAGUGGUCCUUUUAACUAAAGCUGCAAAUUUCAACUGGAGAAUUUCUCAAUUCCGCAAUAUUGGCCUAAUCUUUGCAGUACCCAGAAUUCACAGUUCAGUGAUAAACCCUUUGGUGUGGUCAGGAAAUUUAACAAGUUUGCUAAUCGCUGUCCUUGUUCGUACUGAUCCUUACAUGCAGUGGUUGAUCUUGAACACAAGUGUUGUCUGUUUUGGGGCAAGGUGAUGAAGUCUUUGGACCUGUAUGCUGAGAGCGGAAUCCAUUGAGCCUGUGAGCCAAAAUCACCUUUGUUGUAAGGAAAUUUUAAACAGAAAAGGACUGGUCCUCAACUUCAGACCCAGACCUGUAUAAUUACAUUGUCUGUCCUUUCCUUACUGGAACCAGUCCCCGCCAUUAUUCUUCAUGGUAAAAUCUUGCCCUCUACCCACUGAACAGACAGACACUACUUCAUCUGACCAGCUCUCUAUUGAUUCAGCUCUUGGCACAUGGGUCUGAAUACCGUGCCCUUAACUUACAGAUAACAAUCAUGGUCAGGGUGGCAAGCAUACCCAAUCCAAUGGCAUGAUCCAUUACUGCUUCAGGAAGAACAUAUUUUUAUUGUAAUGCAAUAAAAUAGGCUGCACUUGUUACAAUGUGCUCUUUGCCAUUCUAAAAAGCCUCAGAUUCUACAUUAUCUAGUGAUUUUCCAUGAUUUCAGCAUUGCCAUAGAAUAGCAAUAAACCUGCAUCCUUUGUCUGCUUUAAUGACCAUGCCGUUCUAUGACACAGAGAUUGGAUUGCUAAAUUAAAAUAAAGCUGUGGUUUGUCAACCAUCUGUCAUGCUGUAGCGGUUUGGGCAUUUUAGAUGCUGAAUGUAAAACACACUUUUUUUUUUUUUUUUUCUCAACCAAUAUGCUAAAAGGGUGGUUGUUGAUACCUGGUUCAUGUAUAUAUAUUUAUAUCCCCAAUACAUGUUGGGAAUGAUGCACAAAUCUCUUGGUGUGGAAAAACCAUGGUUAUGACACACUGGGAUGCACUUUAGACUCCCUUUAUGGGUUUCUAAAUUUGCAUCAAUGUAGAUUACAUAAUUGUCAAGAUGACUCAUUCCUUGCCAUUCAGACAUCUUUAUAGUUUUCUCCUUGAAAUCUAACUGGCGUGAUAUGUAAUUCUGACAACAUUUUAAAGAGACACUUUCUCUGUUGUCUAUAGGUAAGAAUUAAUAUAGACUGGUGCAAUCACAAUAUUCUUGUCACUUACCAUGCCAUUAAAUUAAAAGAAUUGUAAAUUAAUUGUAAUGAAGUUGGUAUGCUGCCAAUAGGUUGCCAGGUGCUUUCUUACCUGAAGUGGAAAUUCACAAAUGGUUUAACCACAAAGGUUCAUACAAGAACACCGUAUGGAGAGAAUAUAGAAAAAUAUAUCACUAGGUGCUAUUACUCACAGGUACUCCCUCAAGUACCAAAGAACCAUAUAUCAAAAAGAGAAUGCACACUAGAAACCACAAAGAAAGUUUAUGCAGAUACUUUAAUAGACCAACAAUUGGCAUAAUAUGCAUAUAGCAACACCCUUGAAAAAGGCAGCCAGUUGGUGCCGAAACGUUGGGGAUAUUGGAGACUCGUGUUUCUGUCAGUUUAGGCUUGUGAGAAUUUUGGUGGUAAUUACAGUUUUAUUUUGAUGCCUUUUAUAUUGUCACUUUGUAAUUUUGCUAUAUGCGUAUUAUGCCAAUUGUUGGUCUAUUAAAGUAUCUGCAUAUCUUUGUUUCUAGUGUGCAUUCUCUUUUUGAUAUUAACCACAAAGGUUUCCUCCAGCACCUGAUCUCCAGUUCCUUCAGCGACAUCCAACUUCUCAAAUUGUCUUUCAGGAAGCGUGGAAGGCCACACCAGUAGCUGUGGCACCACUAAUUGACUAGAGCGGUCACCUGAUCACACGCCAAGCCAAUCAGUAUCUCCCUAUUCUAAAAUAAAAAGUACCUAAGUGCCUGAUGAUUUCCUGUCACCAUAACAACCUCAUAGUGCAUACAGAAAGUUUGUUCACAGGAUUCUCUCCAACCUCCCACCUGGAGUUUUAUCCCAGUUCACUGACACUCGAACACUGAACUUCCAUCUGCCUUUUUUCAUGGAAGAUGUUUAUUCUUUCUUUGAAACAUAUUGGAAGGUGAAAAUAAAAAUAAAAACGAAUUAUACGGUAUGAAAGUGUUCUUAUUUAAGUAACAGAUUGUGACACACAACCUUACGUAGUAGCAGUGCUGUAGGUUAUUUAGGGAAAAUAGGUUGCCCCUUCUGGACCUUUCUUUGUCACAUUUGUUUUCAGGAUGUUUUUGAUUAACAUGAAGUAAAAGCUUGUCUUGUCUAUUCCUUGUUUUCAGGUUUCGCAUGAAAAUGGAGACUCUCACUUAGAGAAUGGCACAUGUGCAAUGCCAGGUAGUGUAGUCACUCUUGAUUUUUCUACAUUGUGAGCGGUUGUUUUAAAAAAAAUUUUAUUUUAUUUUUUUAAAUUAAUUUAAUUUUCUUUUCCCUCCUCCAAAAAUGUACUCUUAGACUUGGAUGCAUUGGCUGCUCUGCUUCCUCGUAUUGAAAAGUCACCGGUCUUGGAGUUGUCUCUGGGUUCUCGAGCCUUGUUAGAAGAUUUAAUGUUAGAAGGUGAUCUUCUGGAGGUGACUUUGGAAGAAGAGCUCAGCAUAUGGAGACUACUACAAGCAUCACAUAUGCCAUGUGUGGACAGACUCCGGACUCUCAUAGAGGUAACACACACACAAUCCUCACUGUACACGUUUACAAAUGGGAUAAAACUGCAAAUAAGAGACAAACUAUCAGAAAUGUACAAAAGGAAGAGCAAGGUGUGGUAAUGAGAUCACUAGGUAUAAAGCCAGAACAGGUGAAUUCAGAAUUACCAGUCUCUCAAAAUUAAUCUCUUCUGAAUCUCUGACUGGAAACUAGAACAGAGUCUGAAAAUACAAAUGGAGCUGACAAUGAAAAGUCCUGUAGAUGGAAAUGUAUUUUUGAAUCAUAGAAUAAAUGUAGUAAUUUGAGUUGUUACAAGCUUUGUGAGUGUUAAAGGAACACUAUAGGGUCAGGAGCACAAACAUGUAUUCUUAAAGGACCACUCUAGGCACCCAGACCACUUCAGCUUAAUGAAGUGGUCUGGGUGCCAGGUCCAGCUAGGGUUAACCCAUUUUUUUAUAAACAUAGCAGUUUCAGAGAAACUGCUAUGUUUAUGAAUGGGUUAAGCCUUCCCCCUAAUCCUCUAGUGGCUGACUGUGAUUUUCACAGUGAGAGCACGCAAGCGUCCAUAGGAAAGCAUUGUAAAUAGGAGGAGGAGAGAAGGAGAGCUCUCUGCCCAGCGCUGGAAAAAGGUAAGUUUUUAACCCUUUCCCCUUUCCAGAGCCGGGCGGGAGGGGGUCCCUGAGGGUGGGGGCACCCUCAGGGCACUAUAGUGCCAGGAAAAUGAGUAUGUUUUCCUGGCACUAUAGUGGUCCUUUAACACUAUAGUGUUUAAAAACCCUAUACUGCCCUCAUAAAUAUAGGGCAAUCUGAAGGUGCUGGCUCUGCCCCUCGUCUGCCUCAUUAGCUGAUAUCUCAGCCAUUCACAAAGCUUUCCCAUAGGAAAGCCUUGGAUUGGCUGAGAUUGUCAAUUUUGAUCUCAGCCAAGGAGGCGGGGCCAAACGCCACCCCUUGCCAAUCAACAUCUCCUCAGAUGCAUUGAAUCAAUGCUUCUCUACGGCAAAAGUUCAGGAUCUCCAUGCAGAGGGUGGUUACCAUGAAUGUAAACAACAAGAAGUGUAAAAAAAGCCCAAAAAAGCUUUUAACCUCAGAAAGUGGAGCAUAAGAAUAGUGGAAAUGUGACCACCUACCCCAAGUGGGAAUACAAUAAAAUUGUUACCAAACUUGGAUGUUUUUCAGAUCCAAUGGAUAUCAAGGUACAUGUAAAAGACAAAAUAGGAAAAACACAUAGCAUAAUACUGUAUUGGACAAGUGAAAUAAAUGGAACUGUAGCUUACGAACUCACAUGGAAUAGAGCCUCACAUAGGACAGGCUCCGACCUCUUUGGCAGUAGUGUCUUCUGGUGCCACUUUCCCCUUUAACUCUAAAUGGUAUUCCUCAGGACAAAAGGUGACAAAGCAGGAAAUGCCUUAUAAUAUAUAACAGUAAACAGUAUAUAUAGUAAAUAGCAGGGUGCAGUAUAGGAAUAAAACAUUGCAAAUAAUUGCUCACCUUGACCAGAGCCUGUAAACCUGGCUCUGGCUGGAAUAGCUUAGGUGUCUCUAAGGGGGACACCACCCUUCUUUGAAGCAGCAAAGUUCAAGGACCCGGAGUAGACUUUAAAAAAUUUAUUACAUAAAAAUACUGCAUAAGCAGAUUUAAAAAUAAACAAUAAAAGUGGUAAUUAAGAGUCUCUCUGUGACCAAGUCCUGAAUUCCAUCCAAAACGCGUUUCGCACUAUAAAAGUGCUUUUUCAAUCUGUGUAUGCUGCUUUAGAUCUUAUUCCGUUUUUAAAUAUGAUGCUGUUGCCGUUCAUUGGUGGUUCUCUGUGGAGUUUGUCCAAUGGGAGUCCGGUAAUUCAGAGGUGUGUAUACCUCACUUUUGUCCGUACCAGAAGUGACUCACUGCACGUCAGCAGCAUCACUUCCGAGGUUGAAAGUUCCCUUCUUAUAUCUGGGCAGAUAGCGGUACAAUGCUUAGCCCACUGGUAUUUAUGAAUAGUUAAGUUUUGCAGAAUCAAACCUAAUUUAAUGUGAUGCUUGGGAGAUUUAUGAAAUUUCCUGUUUAAUUUACACGGAUACGGUCCUUCAACUUAUAUUCCUAUUUGGAAGCCACAGUGGUUGGUACUCCCAGUAAACCUGAUACACAGGCAUACACUUAAGCUGAAUGUAUCAGUUUUUGCAUCUUUAUAUUGCUUUAAAUUUGGAGGCUUGACAAAGUAAGUGUAGUAGGGAGAAAUGUUAUAUAUAUGUGUAACUUUAAAUGUAUCCAAUAUAUUGCCACCUAAACCCUGACUGGCUCCCUUUUGUACACAGCCACAUUUCUACUCUCAUGGGGUAUGUCUGACUGGCCCGUGAGGUACAGCUUUUUUUAGGUUUUUUUGAGUUAAAGGAAAGGUUAUGAGAUUAAUAUUAUCGCUCAUUUUACCUGUUUAGAAACAUUGAUUUCAGAUAACACAAGUCAAUAAUAUUUGAAGGAUUGUUCCGAACAGAUAAAAAAACAAAAAAAACUUACACAAUUAUUUCCUAAAGGAAAAUAUUUCAAGAAAUUAAAUGUUUGCUGGUAUUUGGUAUUGAGUGGUGGUACUUACUACUCACUACCACUGGAGGGGGGGGAACUUAAAAAUAAGCAACCUUAUGGAUAUUUUCAGGACUUUUUCGUUUCUAUAAUGAUUUUUAUUUCCUGGCAGAUUGAAAGGUGUGAACGGAAAGCAUCUCGCGUGAAGGGAAAAGACCCGGACAAAAGGAAGAAGAGGAGAAGUGAGCGCAGUGAUGGAUAUCCCACACUGCUCCCCAAGGAGGAACUGGGACCAAAGAGAAUCCGGGGUGAUAUCAGAUUGCCAGAUUCUUCUGCAGAAAAGGAGGUCGUAAGGAAAGGAGGAAGUGAAGCCAACCAGAAUGGAGGAGAGGUGAGAAGAGCAAAGAGAGGGAAAACACCAUGUGACGUGUCAUCAAAACACUGAUUUCUUAUUAAAUUGUGUUUAAAGUCGCACCUAGGGAAAAACUGUUAUAUUUUUUCCUCUCUCAAGACCAUAACUUUUUUUUUUUUUAUUAUUAUUUUGUCUGAAGAAUGCAUUUACCUUUUGUUAAAAACUUGUGAUGCUUGUUGCAUAUUUACUUUCUUUAAUAAUGGUUUAUCUUUAGAUUAAAUGCAUGUGGAAAUCAAAAUUAUAUUGUUUAAGACAUAAAAUGUUAACUAUUUUUACACGGCACAAUUGUACAUUCAACCACACUAGAAUUAUGCCUGAAGAUGAGCUCUAGUGUCCCUUUAUCACGUUGUUAAAAAUAAAUCCACAUCCUUUCCAGUUAGCAUUGCCCAAUAACAUAAUCCCUUAGAGGAAAAAUGUGUAUUUGGAUUAAAUUCUCACCUGUGAUACUAAACAGAGAGAGAUAAAAGAAAUGGUACGUGUUUUAAUACACACACCCUGCCAGUUUAAAGUGCUAAACUUGACCUUGCUGGCUAUUUUUUACACUUGAAAUUGCUUUCUACUACUAAAUUAUGUAUGAUAAACUGUUGCUGUGCAGUGGUGUAUCCGAUCUGUACAAUUCAGUUCUUAAAAAUCAAGGGAACUUCAAGGUUCACUGAGAUCUUUGCUGCAAAUAGCUGCAUUGUGCAGAGACUAGGAAGUGGCAGACGCGUGGAAAUGGUCAAAUAUAGCAAAAUACUUGUAACACUUCCAGGGUUAUUCACUAAAGUGAGAAUUCAAGGUCAAAAGAGCCAAACGGAAAAAUUCUAUAAGUUGGCUAUGUCUUCCGUUCAGCUACUUUGGCCGUAAAUUUGAAAAUUCACUUUGAAUUCUCACUAAAUGACCCUGAUAAUGUGGUGAAAUCUACAAAGUCGUGAUCCUGGAUCUGAGGUUUCCCAUAAUGAGGAUCUUUGGUAUCACUAUUUGGCAGGCCUUAUUUAUUUUUGCCCCUAUUACCAUAAAGGACCAGCUGUCUCAGACCUGUACCCACCCUGUAAAUUUGCACGUUUGUUGACACCUUCCACCCGCUGAAGUUUUAAAGGAACACUCCAUUGUAUUGGAGCCAUGUGUGUAUGUGUUCAUGGCUUUCUUAUGCUGUUACACGUUAGCUGUAAUAGGACUUAUUGAGCUCCAUGGGGCUAACAGGAGCCAGAAAAUCUCCGUGGCUAUUUGAAUUCCAUCCAAGGAGAUGUUUCUUCCCUUAAAUAGAAAAGUGCAGAUUUUUUUUUAAAUUUUUUUUAUGAAAUCCGCACUUCUAGAAAUUAUCACAAAUGGGACAGUCUUCCGAUGAAUAAAGCACUCCAGUAAGCUGUAGUUCUUUGUGUGUGGUGUGUUCCUUUAAACAAGGAGCCAGCUCAUUUACGAUAAAAUGUCUCAAAGAUUCUGCUGGCUCUCACGACAUUAAUAAAAACCGUGCAGGUGAUCAUACCCUGAGUCCACCUCUGUCUUAGACCUGUCUAUUUCAAUCUGGGUAUAAAUCCUCUAUCUUAUUCUUUAAAAUCAAAAUAGAUGUGGUCUCCUGUCAUGCUACGUGCAACCAGAACUACUUCUUUUUGCUUUCAAAUAAAAGCAAACUUCUAAAUGGGUUAAUACUAGGAUUACGCUCAAUAACAGAGCCUAGACCACUGCUUUUAGAGUAAUCAUUAAUAUAUUUAUAUGCACUAGUUUUCUAUAGCAGAGAAUUGAGUGACCUGUAAAGAGAUCAAGAGAAGUUAACAUACAAAGCUCUGGCUCUAUCAAUUUAUUGCUUAAAGUUAGGUUACUGCAGUUCACACCACUAGUCUUAUUUUUGACAACCCUUGUGGCUUCCCUGUGCAAAAAAUCAUUUGAUGAUAAUAAGCCAUUGAAGAGAUAGUAAAAGGGCUGUUUUGGGAGAUGUGUGACAAACUUGUAACCAUCUUAUUAAUCCAUGAAUCAUGUGCUGUUGUGUGUGUGACCAGUCAGUUGGUAGAGCACGCAAGAAGAAAUACAUGUUUGUGUCUUCUGACUACAGUGAGAGUGGCCCUGGAGUCUCCAUAAUUUCAGAACCAGGGGUAACCAGUAAAUGGGUACAGGCAGUGCAUUCACAAGCAUGGAUAGUUUUUAUGUUGAGUGCAGUCUUUCAUUUUUGAUCAAUUUAGAGUUUCCAUUACUCUUGGCAACGUCUGUAAGUGUGCAGUUGUUGAGACCCUCUUAAUCUUCAAAUUCCAUACAGACAACAAUUUAGUAAAAUAUAUACAUUUUAUUCUGGAUGGAGGCCAGGAAUUUGUAGGUCUAUAAUUUUACAACCUCGUUGUGGCUGUAAUUUGAAGUCUGUCAGCAUUAAAUAUUCCUUAUUAAACAGCUGUGAACUUGACCAGAAAGACUUUAUAAUCGGUGGGUGGAGCGCUAAUUGGUCAACAGGCACGUAUUUGCUUACCCCUUACUGAGAAGUUCUGAGAUCUCGAUGUGUUGACAUGAAAGACAUCUGCGUUUUGCUAUGCCAUCAAAAACGUCUGCGUUUACUGCCAAAGUAAAAGGCCUACAGCAUUUAGAAUUUGAAGACUGCAGCCAUAUUUAUUUACUCCACCAUAAUCAAAUGAACGGUUCUAAACAAAUAUUCCAUGUUGGAGAGGUGUAACCUUUUGUAGAUUUAAUAACGGACAGCAUAUGUCCUUAGACUAAUGGUAGACAUCAGUUGUAUUACCCAGGGACGCCUUAGGAAGCGGAUCUGGAAAUAUGUGUGUUUACAUAGUGAUUUGAGCGGAUCUAGUCUCAAAUUAAAAAGCUAUUACCAGCCUUCACACUUGGCUGGGUUUGUGGUUCUUUUUAGUCAUAGUUUAAGGUUGGCUAACACAUACUGUGCAUGGUUUGGUCUGGUUCAAAGUACAUACCCCAUAAAAACUCUGUACAUACUUCCAGCUUCAAAGCAGUUUCCACUCACGUAACAAGUUUUUAGUUUUUCUUCCUUUGUUCAAAGCUCGUAUUCAUUAACGAAGAUUGAAGAAGUAUGAUGAGGGAUUACAACACAGUCCAUGGGAGAAAAUAUUUUAUUGCACUUGUUAGCUACACAAGACCACUUUUACUAAAGAGCAAAACAUUUGCUGUGUAAAAUGCAGGUUGCGCGCUGUUUAGUGCAGAUUAAUCCGGACAAAUCAGGUUGUGGAGACCGCUUCUAAAAUAACUUCACAGGUUGCUUCCCCACUCAUCAAAACACCAUUGAACGCCGGCUACAGUAAAAUAGUUUAUUGUAUUAGAGCAGUUCAAAAUAUGUAGGUAUUACAAAAUAUACAGCUUGUGCACUGCUGUAAGUACAGGACAACCAAGUACACAUGCAUCUAUAAUAACAAUCCUGUUGACUUGUAAAAACUAAGGUUUUUUUUUUUUUUUUUUAAAUAUCCUUCCUUACCCCAGGUUGUUAAGUAACCAUCUACCUUAUUGUGCUUAUACACCUUUAAUUUUUGUUUAUUUUUUACUAUGACUAGGGAGAGAUACCAAAUUUACAUUUGGAGAGGAGGCUGCACUCCAUAAUGCAAACUCCUGUAAUGCCAAUGGCUUAGUACAUUUCAGGAAAGUAAAAAUAACUUUUUUUUUUUUUUUUUUUUAAACCCCUGGAAUAAAAGGGAAUCAUGACAUGUCACACGUCAUGUGUCCUUAAGGGGUUAAUAUAUACAUUUUACUAGUUUUAGGUGGAAUGCCCGGUUUUGUUAUACAGGCUCUGUACCCUUACAGCCAUGUAAUGAUUGCCCCUUUUUUUUUUUUUUUUUAAAGCUUCUCUUGGACCCUAUAUAAUGAACUUAAUCUUUAAAAUAAAAUUAAAAAACUUUUUAGUAUGGUGUGAGUAAAUAUUUUCAAAUCACUGGUGUGUUCUAUCUUGAUCAUUUUCAACAAAGGAUAUAAAUAAAACUGGUGUGAGUAAAAAUAACUAUUGAUCUUUAUAUACCCACCCCUGCCUUACAAUAUCUAGCCAGGUUUUAAAAGUUACUUGUUACUGCCAGCCUGGAGAGUUCAUGAAACACUCACCAGAGGUGAAUUUCUACAGGCCAGGGCUCACCAAUGGCUAGUGAAUAUUUUAAGAUCUAUAAUCUCAAACUUAUUUUAUAUAAUAGCACCUCCUACUGUUCUAGGCAGAUUAAAACCAUAUCUAUCUACUUGAUUCUAGGCACAGAGGUGUACUGCUGGUCUGAUAGGUGGGCUAAUCAAGAGGUGCCUGCAGUAUUGCUGAGGCCUAAUCCACUCAUUUGUACAGGCAAAAAGCAGCCAUUACCUUAUACAGGUUAGGAAGUGCUAGAGCCAAGUGCUGAGAAUAAUUUUUAGAAGACCGUGAACCGAUUUGAAAUAUGGUCUAAAUCAAAAUAAACAAAAAAAUAAAAUUGGUUUCUGGGACUCUGGUUUCCACUGCCCAAUCUGUUUUGUAUGACUAUUUACUUGGGUAUGAAUUCAACAGUGUAAUAAUUGUAUGGCAAUAAAUAGAAGGGGAAACUACCUUUUGACAAUGGUAUAGGUUACAUAUUCAGCAGACUAGGACCUACAACUUUCCAACUUGUUUUGAAAUUGCACUAUUUGUGGCUUGCAUUAAGAGGUUGUAUGUCAUCUGAAACCCCAGGUUAAGAGAUUCUCUUUGUCUCUGCAGAAGCGCUUGUGACAUUCAGCUUGACGACCGGACCCUAUAUAAUGCUAGGAUGGUGGCACUCCCCCUUGGACAGAUGCUCAAAAGGAUUACCUCGUUGAAAAAUUGUAAGAGGCAGCUUGUAGGGGAGGUGAAAACAUGGUGCUCCUGCUCCCUCUUACCCAGCAUUCUGUGCUCUAUUUAAACACCAUUCUCCUCCUCAAGACAUGGAUUACUCCUCUGGGGCUUCGUAGAAGGUGCCCCUUCUCCCUCUUACCCAGCAUUCUCUGCUCUAUUUAAACAACGUUCUCCUCUUGAAGAUGUGGAUUACUCGUCUGGGGCUUCAUGGAAGCUGGUGCUGCCUGCUUGGUAAAGCAGAUUCCUGGCAGAACGACUUAAAGGAUCCUAAGGCACAGGGAGAGAGUAAAAAAUUUUUUCUUGUCGAACAUCAAGCAAAUAACUCCUACUGGAAGAAAAACUUGAAUUGAUACCCUUGUACCCUGGCAUAUUUUCUUUUUACAUGCUGGUGAAUAUGCUGUAGCCCCCUCAUUAAAUGUCCUGCACCAAAGGAAACACAUGAACAGGUUUGCCCCCUUUACAUGCACAGGAUUGAAGCUAUGCCUCCUGGAGGUGUAGAAAACCAGCAUUGGGCAUUAUGGUGCCACGUUGGGUGAGGGGCUACCUUCUGUCACGAGGGAACCUGUAAGGAUGGUUUUUGUGGGACACAUUUACUUUUAUUUAUUCCCUUUCUCCUUGUGAACUCUCACUAACUGCCCUUCCCCCCUCUGUUCGCCCACUUAUUCAGGAUCCAUGGGUGUCUGCACUUCCCAGCCCCUUCUAUCCAAGUUCACUUUGUCCAGAACACUUUGUUUAAAAAAAAAGAAAUAUUUCUAGAAAAUGUUAAAAGGAAAAAAAAUCCCUUGCACUCCAUUCUGGAGUGUGUUAUCUUUUCUGACAUGUAGAAAUAAAAGUUAGAGUUUUUUUUUUUUUGAAACUGUGUGUGGUUGAUAAAUUAUCUAUUUUACAGAAAUAGUGGGUGUAUUGUACAUUGUAGAGUUGGUUGCAGUUACCAAAAACUGAACCCCAUACUAAGACCAGGGCAAAUUGUUUUAUUCUAAGUGCAUAAUUUCUAGGUUACAUAUUGGGCUUAUUUCCUGAAAGAGAAACUGGAGAAUUCACUUUUUUUUUUUUUUUUUUUUAAAAAGACCAUUCUUUAGAAGAGCGGAAAAUUGCAGAGUUUCAGAUAUUUUCUUAGACCAAAUCUGUCUACAAAUAGUUCUUGGGCCUUACACUAAAAAUUAUAGCAAAUCUCUCUCCCUCCCUCCAAGUUUUUGCAUCUGAUCGAUUUGAUGUAGCAAACCAAAAGCUUUAUACUGAAUGAACUUCCAAGUCAGCAAUUUCAUAAUACUUAUGUUAAAAUGCAUUUUGUUCCAAAGCAACGUGAAUCUGCUGUUGGAAUCCAAAGGUGCAAGCUGCAGCAUUCACAUCACUCAACGAAAACAAGUGUUGUAGAGGUUAAAUUUUACCUUAAUUUAAAUGGAAUAUAGUAUGUAGGUUUAUUUUAAAGGUUUCUUCCCUAUAGCUAGGCUAAGUUCAGAAAACAUUUGUUGGGAGGUGGGGAUCUGUAUAAAAUGUCUCCCCGACAGCCACUAAAGGUCGCCUCCGUGCUUUACACACUGUAAAUCGCACUUAUUUGACGCUGGACUUUUUUUAUGGAGUCCAGUGUCAAAAAAGAUCCACAGUAGAAAGCAUUGAAUAAGCAUUCAAUAAUGCUUUCCUAUGGGCUGGUUUGAAUGUGCGAGCACCUCUGGCCGCGCAUUCGCCUCCACUCGGAAGCUGACGUCAAUGGAGGAGGAGAGGUCACCAUGUCGCGAACGGUUCGCCACGAGCUGUUCGUGGCGAACUCCGGUCAGCUGACACGUCCCGGCCAAUCUCCAGCAGACCCUCCCUCCC
This is a messenger RNA of Pelobates cultripes (western spadefoot toad), 42485 nucleotides long. The record is from the annotation of a GenBank genome assembly. Lineage: Eukaryota; Metazoa; Chordata; Amphibia; Anura; Pelobatidae.